ACAAAAUGAACUUAACCUAACAUUGAAAAGUAAACAUUGUAACAAAAACAAAAAGAAAUAGUAAGAAUCAUUGCACAGAACAUUUAAUAUAUUUCUAUUUGUAUUUAUAAUGACUUUCAUGGCCAAUUUAGAUCCUUCAACGGGGUAUUCUAUGGAGUUAAGACUUUAUCGAAAUGUUACAAAUGUUCCAGAAUUGAGGCAAAAACUCAUGAAAGGCGAACUGAAAUGUGCUGUAAUAAAACCCAGUUUAAUAGCGGAUCCUUUUCAAAUCGUCGUGGCGGCAAACAAAGCAGUUCUUGCAGAGAAAACUACGACUAAAUCAUUGUCUACAGAAGUAUUAUUCAACUUAUCAAUUUCCACUAACAUCACACAAAGUCUUAUCAAAUUUGGAAUUGAUGACAAGGAAACAGAUUUGCUAGUUCUUAUAUUGAAAAAAGGCAAUGAAGAAAAUAAUAGCUUCAAGGAAAUUGAUGGAGAAGAAUGUGAUAUUAGUGAACUACAAAAACUUGCUGAUUUAAAAACAAUAAAGAAGAAUUACAAGAUAUCUGAUGAAGAACUAAAAGUUUCUAGCUUAAUUGACUCUAUAGUAACGAGAAUUAGCGUUAAGGAAUUUGUGUCUGUAUAAUAAAGUACAUUUACACCA
This is a messenger RNA of Aethina tumida (small hive beetle), 643 nucleotides long. RefSeq names its product EKC/KEOPS complex subunit Tprkb. The coding region runs from base 110 to 625 and encodes 171 amino acids. Lineage: Eukaryota; Metazoa; Arthropoda; Insecta; Coleoptera; Nitidulidae. The record is from RefSeq and is a predicted model, not a curated record. Gene Ontology annotation, cellular component: cytosol; EKC/KEOPS complex; nucleus. Gene Ontology annotation, biological process: tRNA threonylcarbamoyladenosine modification; telomere maintenance via recombination. The transcript has a single exon.